AUGUCACCAGUCCAGUAUCUCACCAGUCCAGUAUCUCACAAGUCCAUUAUCUCACCAGUCCAGUAUCUCACCAGUCCAGUUUCUCACCAGUCCAGUAUCUCACCAGUUCAGUAUGUCACCGGUACAGUAUGUCACCAGUCCGGUAUCUCACCAGUCCAGUAUCUCACAAGUCCAUUAUCUCACCAGUCCAGUAUCUCACCAGUCCAGUUUCUCACCAGUCCAGUAUCUCACCAGUUCAGCAUGUCACCGGUACAGUAUGUCACCAGUCCAGUAUCUCACCAGUCCAGUAUCUCACAAGUCCAUUAUCUCACCAGUCCAGUAUGUCACCAGUCCAGUAUCUCACCAGUUCAGUAUGUCACCAGUACAGUAUGUCACCAGUCCAGUAUCUCACCAGUCCAGUAUCUCACCGGUCCAGUAUCUCACAAGUCCAGUAUCUCACCAGUUCAGUAUCUCACAAGUCCAUUAUCUCACCAGUUCAGUAUGUCACCAGUCCAGUAUCUCACCAGUCCAGUAUCUCACAAGUCCAUUAUCUCACCAGUCCAGUAUCUCACCAGUCCAGUUUCUCACCAGUCCAGUAUCUCACCAGUUCAGUAUGUCACCGGUACAGUAUGUCACCAGUCCAGUAUCUCACCAGUCCAUUAUCUCACCAGUCCAGUAUGUCACCAGUCCAGUAUCUCACCAGUUCAGUAUGUCACCAGUACAGUAUGUCACCAGUCCAGUAUCUCACCAGUCCAGUAUCUCACCAGUCCAGUAUCUCACAAGUCCAGUAUCUCACCAGUCCAGUAUCUCACCAGUCCAUUAUCUCACCAGUCCAGUUUAUCACCAGUCCAGUUUCUCAGCUAUGUCAUGUUCAUAUCGUUUUAUAUGGAUGACGCAGUUAUUUAA
Messenger RNA from Dreissena polymorpha, 885 nucleotides. RefSeq lists its product as uncharacterized. The record is from RefSeq and is a predicted model, not a curated record. Lineage: Eukaryota; Metazoa; Mollusca; Bivalvia; Myida; Dreissenidae. Bases 1 to 885 code for a protein of 294 amino acids. The transcript has a single exon.